Messenger RNA from Etheostoma cragini (Arkansas darter), 1632 nucleotides. RefSeq names its product tetraspanin 14 (gene tspan14). The transcript has 9 exons. Gene Ontology annotation, cellular component: membrane. The coding region runs from base 186 to 992 and encodes 268 amino acids. Lineage: Eukaryota; Metazoa; Chordata; Actinopteri; Perciformes; Percidae. The record is from RefSeq and is a predicted model, not a curated record. Gene Ontology annotation, biological process: regulation of vascular endothelial growth factor signaling pathway; protein maturation; protein localization to plasma membrane.
UAAAGCAGAGAAGAAGGAGAGAAAGAACAAGAAGAAGAAGAUGAUGUGUUGUUGUUUCUGGCGGAAACAGAAGCAGAAGUCUCGUUAUUAUCAGUAUUGUUAUUAUUAUUAUUAUUAUUAUUUUCAGCAGUUCUAAUCUUUCAGCCAAAAGAGGAAAGACAACAAUAACCUGUUAUCUGAAAGGGAUGUACUACUAUCGCUAUGACAACGCGGAGGUCAGCUGCUGCUAUAAAUACCUCAUGUUCAGCUACAACAUCAUCUUCUGGCUGGCAGGAGUGGCCUUCAUUUCCGUUGGUUUCUGGGCGUGGAGUGAAAAGGGCGUCCUGUUGGACCUGACCCAGGUGACCCGGCUGCACGGCUUUGACCCGGUCUGGUUGGUUCUUGUGGUGGGAGGAGUCACCUUCAUCCUGGGCUUCGCCGGCUGCGUGGGCGCGCUCAGAGAAAACAUCUGUCUGCUCAAGUUUUUUUCGGGCGUGAUCGGCUUCAUCUUCAUCCUGGAGCUGGCGGUAGCGGUUCUGGCCGUGGUGUUUCAGAGUCAGGUCAGAGAAUGGAUCAACGACUUCUUCCUGGCUAACGUCAGAGGCUACCGAGACGACAUCGACCUGCAGAACCUCAUCGACUCUCUGCAGAGAAUGAACCAUUGCUGUGGUGCCCAGGAACCAGACGACUGGGACCAGAACAUUUAUUUCAGCUGUAACGGGACCCAUCGCAGCAGAGAGAAGUGUGGAGUUCCUUUCUCCUGCUGCAUCACAGACCCCGCGGAUUCUGUGGUGAACACUCAGUGUGGCUACGACGUCAGAAACAGACCCAAGAGAGAUUGGAGCAAUCACAUCUUCACUAAAGGCUGCAUCGCUGCGUUGGAGGACUGGUUGCCUGGCAACCUGUACACCGUGGCCAUCGUCUUCAUCGUCAUCUCUCUGCUACAGAUGGUGGGGAUCUACCUGGCCCGGACACUGAUCUCUGACAUUGAGAAGUCCAAAUUCACCUACUGAGACCACUAGAUGGGGCGGGGCCUAUCCAUACAGGGGCGGAGCCUCAUUCUGGAUGGGCGCGGCCUCCUCCAGAUGUUACUGGACCAAGUAUCUUCAGACGUGCCUUCUUCUUCUCUUCCUGUCGCUGCUGUCCUGAUGACCCCGUUGCCAUGGUGACUGAGACCCUCCAUGACAACGUGUUAUGCUGCCUUUACUUUGUUAACGAACUGUUUACUGCUCAGUGCCUCAAAUCAGCUUCAGUCAUCUCUCAGAUGGUCUCCACCAUCAUCGUCUUCAUCUUCAGCUUCCUCGUCUGUCGUCUUACCAACCCUCUCAGCCUCCGUGUGAUCAUGUGACCAUUAAUGAACCAAUCAUUCACUCUAACUCCCGAACCAGAAACCAGGUGAAACCAGGUGAAUUCUCCAUUAAUUCAGAUUCAUUCAGAGAGCCAGCCCAUUGGUCAGGGGAGCCAAGCCCCGCCCACACACCCUCCCGGCCAAUUAGGAGUCAGCUGGCCAGUUAGAACCGGGAAUUGUUGAAACUGGUCGUUUGAAUAUGAAGACUUUAUUGACACUGGAUUCCUGUUAACGAGCAUUGAAUGAAUAAAGGUUUUUGUUUAAAUGUGUUGUCUUAAUAAAGAUUUCAGGAUGUUUGAGGCAAU